AUUGGUUAGAGUUUCAUUAUUCUUCAGAGCCAAUGAAAAACCCUUUUACAUCUAUGCGCGUUCACUCCGUGUUCAGAAUUUUGCUAUUUGUGAGGUUAAGAAGAAGUUAAAGAUGUUUAAAAAGAAAAUUCGAAGCGGCAAAGCUUUGCAAAGUGGAAGAAAAGUAGGUUUAGGUGUCGGAGGAUCGCGAAAUGCUAAAAGGUCGCAAGAUCUACGGUCUACUCUGACUCAAAAGCAGGUGAAAAAGGCUCAAGUUAGUAGCGCGUUCACGGGCAAGUCCAAAUCUAGCAGUUUGGUUGACGCGAGGCGAAAGAUUUCCUCUAAGAAAAACCAGGGUAGACCUCUUGUUCGUUCCAUUUCUUUGCUAGAAGAACGCAGGAAAGAACAAAGGCAAGAUUUACACCAGCAGAAUAGAUCGUUAUCGCUUUCAACUGGUGGCCAGAUUCAAAUCACGACAAAGCAAGAGGUCCCGCCAGACCGAUCAGCCACAAUGAUGGGGGACUCAAUCCGAAUCACAGCGAAAGUCGAGCGGAGUAAAGAAGAUUUGGAGCGAGAAGCAAACAUAAUUGCAGGGUAUCUUACAAUCACAGCUAGAAACGAGGCGGCGAAAAGAAAAGAGAGAGAAAACGAGGCGAAGAAGCGAGAGAGACAAAACGAAGCGAGGAAGAGAGAGCGGGAGAGGAAUGCCAAGAGAAGAGACAAGGAGAAGAGGGGUCAUGCAUCGUACAGUCAGAUGGCUGCAGAAAAUGACCUCUAUGCAACCAACGCCGAGGUUGACACUGGAGAUGGAUUAAGAGACAGUGUAUUUGAGGGGAGAUUGGAUCAUAGUCUAAAGAGCAACAGAUCUCAGACAGAAAAGGGACCAAUAUCAUCCAAACAAGAGAUACCUUCAAGCUGUAGAAUCACAGUCUCCAACUUACACCCAUUAGUUACUCAACAAGACGUUCAAGAACUCUUUGGUGUUGUUGGUGAGUUGAGGAGUUGUAAAAUGCUUGGCAGGGGAACUGCGGAGGUGGUGUAUUUACGAAAAGAAGAUGCUUUGUUUGCAUUUAGCAGAUAUCAUAACCGCAAACUUGAUGGCCAGCCCAUGCAGUGCAAGUUGAUCACCCUACCAUCAGCAUCGCUCUAUUCACCACCACCAGCCAGAUUACCUCCACUGCCUCCUUUACGUGCCACCCCUGCGGCACCUUCAAGACCACCCCCGAGAAGCCUUCCUGAGGAAAAGGAACAGGGGCAAACCACUCAGAGCUCAAGACCAGUAGUCUUCAAAGUCAGGAUAUAAUAAUGUGUUAAAUCGCGUUAAUCUCAGUGAAACAUUCUGCAAUAUUUUCGAAGAGUGCAGAACAACACCCCCAUUACUCACAUGAUGCAAGUUACUCGUCAUGUUUGCAUGUUUUGUGAGCAUGCAAGCUUGUAAAAGAUUUUCAUGAUAUUUCAUGAUUACGUAGAGAUAAUGAGCUCAGGGUUCAAUUGCAUUAAUUACUAACCAGUUUGUCUUGUACUUCAAAACUUUUUGUACUCAAAAAAUUCCAGUUGCUGAUGGGCUGCAUUGAUUUUGUAUAUUUUUAAUAAUGAAAGCUGCUAGUUGAGGCUUGAAAAAUCAAGAUUUGAAUGUGUUGUUUACAACGAAUGGAGCAGAUUUCAUCGCUCCUGAUUUUCAGCGGCACUGAACAUCAUCUUUCAGUGUUAAAAUGUAUGAGAUUAUUUCCAUAACUUGAAGCAGCCAUGAUGAAUCCCCAAAGUACAUGUCCUCAGGUGUCCCUCUUUCAUUGGCGCACAGUGUCUGUGGUGUUGUGGGCCUGCUGCACUUGAAUGCAACCUAACCAUCAAGCACAGCAGUCCUUGUUCCCUGCUCUUCAGCGACAAAACUCAGUGACACCUGGGCAUGAUGUAGUAUGUGCUAUAUAACAAGGGUUUGUCAUGUCAGGGUUCUUUCCCAAACAUUUCACAGAACUGAUGAGUAAUGAUUCGUUAUGCAGGGAGUCUUCAUUUUAUAGGGGUUUGUUAUAUUGAGGUUCUACUGUACUGUAUGAGUUGCCUAUAGUUCCCAGUGGAACCCACUGCCCAAAAUUUUAUUAUAAGACAGCUUUUUAUUGCUCAAUUGAUGUCUUCUAAAAUUUUUGGAGUGUUCAAUUAGAGUAUGGAUUGCAUUGACAAGUCUGACAAAGCCCAUAGGCUAGAAAAUGUUUUAGUUCAUAGCAGUGGAGGAAUUCCUUUGUGAUGUUGGUAAAGUAAGUGCCAAUGAGUUCCAUGUUGGUCUGGUAUGUGACACUAAUUUUUCUAUUCUUUGCUUGAAUAAAGUUUACUGUUUAGAUUG
Orbicella faveolata is the source of this 2317-nucleotide messenger RNA. RefSeq lists its product as uncharacterized. Gene Ontology annotation, biological process: poly(A)+ mRNA export from nucleus. NCBI's taxonomy places the organism in Eukaryota, Metazoa, Cnidaria, Anthozoa, Scleractinia, Merulinidae. Gene Ontology annotation, molecular function: mRNA binding. Gene Ontology annotation, cellular component: nucleus; nuclear speck. The record is from RefSeq and is a predicted model, not a curated record.